AUGAUCUCUCUUUUAAUUGCUGCAGUGGUGUCAUCAACUACAACUGCUGGUUUGUACACAUAUUCUCCAUUGCCGAUGGGGUUUGAGGUCAAUUAUAGCAAUUCACAGAGGAACUUCCAGAAUCGCACUUCCAACUUCCAAGUUGGCGUGAUUCUUGAUUUGGAGUCAAUGGUCGGAAGCAUGGGACUAAGUUGCAUGUCCAUGGCGCUCUCUGAUUUCUAUUCGGUUCAUAGAAACUACUCGACGAGGCUUUCUCUUCAUGUUAGGGACUCUCGAGGACAAGUCAUUGAAGCAGCUGCCGCUGGUCUUGAUUUGUUGAAAGAUGUCAAGGUAGAUGCAAUCUUAGGUCCUCAAACAUCUGGACAGGCCAACUUUCUGAUGGAUCUUGGAGACAGAGCUCAGGUCCCCAUAAUUUCUUUUUCUGCAACAAGCCCUUCUCUUCAUACUCAAACUCCUUACUUUGUUCAAUCCGCUCAAGGCGAUGAAACUCAAGUUGGUGCAAUUACUGCCAUAGUUAAAGCCUUCCAGUGGAGUCAGGUUGUUAUCAUAAAUGAAGACUCAGAAUAUGGGAGUGGCAUUGUCCCAUACUUAUCUAAUGCAUUCCAAAGCGUAAAUGCUCAUAUUUCAUACAGAAGUGUAUUUCCUGUUUCAGCAAGUGAUGAUUUUGUUCUCAAAGAGUUAUACAAGAUGAUGACUUUACAGACAAGGGUGUUUGUGGUCCAUAUGUCAUAUACUCUUGGUGCCAGACUCUUUCUGAAAGCCAAGGAAAUAGGAAUGAUGGAUAAAGGUUAUGCCUGGAUCAUCACCAGUGGACUAACGGAUUCAGUCUACUUGAUGGAUUCCGAUGUUGCUGAAGCAAUGCAAGGGGUAUUAGGUGUGAAACCUCUUAUACCAAAAUCUAAACAGCUCAACUCUUUCGCCAAUAGAUUGAAGAAAAGAUCCUUAGAGAAAAGUCCUGGCAUCGGACCAGCAGAUUUGAGCAUUUUUGGUCUGUGGGCAUAUGAUACAUUGUGGGCACUGGCUAUGGCUGCAGAAAGAGUUGGAUUAAAAGAGACACCAAAGGCUUUAGGGAAUUCAAGUGUUCAUCUCAAUGUUUCAGACAUUUUCAAUUUUAAAACGUCAGGAGUCGGCCCACAACUUCUAAAAGCAAUGUCAGAGACAAAAUUUGAGGGGCUUUCUGGGAAGUUCCACCUUGUAGAUGGUAAGAUGGAGUCAUCAUCCUAUCAGAUAAUUAAUGUGGUUGGAAGUGGACAGAAGAAAGUCGGAAUAUGGAUUCCAUCACAUGGAAUAAGGAGGGAACUGAACAUGAACAGUACCACAACUAAUCAUACAAACUCCAGGGAAUAUAUCAGGAGUAUCAUAUGGCCUGGUGAUUCAACAGUUGUGCCCAAGGGCUGGGAAGUUCCAAUGUCUGGUAAAAAAUUAAAAAUUGGAGUGCCAGUGAAAGCUGGUUUCACAGAUUUCAUUAGAGUCACAAGGGAUGGUCAGGCUAAUGCCCACAUCAGUGGAUUCUACAUAGACGUGUUCAAAUCUGUCAUGGAAGCGUUGCCAUAUGCUGUGCCAUAUGAGCUUGUUCCCUUCGAAUAUCCUGAUGGCUCUAGUGCAGGAACUUAUAAUGAUCUUAUUCACCAAGUGUUUCUUGGGAACUAUGAUGCUGCAAUUGGAGAUAUAACUAUCACAGCGAACAGAUCAAAAUAUGUGGACUUCACGUUGCCAUUUGCAGAAGGAGGAGUUCUUACCAUUGUGCCAACCACGUACGAAGAUGUCAACGAUAUAUGGGCUUUCCUAAAGCCCCUAAAGAAAGAACUCUGGCUCACAAGAGAAAAAAUAGUGAACAAUUUAGCUCGACUGGUUGUAGUGGUAUGGAUGUUCGUCAUACUCAUCCUGAGCUCCACUUACACUGCAAGCUUAUCCUCAAGAUUAACCGUACAAAGGCUUCAACCAUCAAUCACAGAUGUCAGUGAACUCAUCAAGAAAAGAGAAUUUGUGGGCUGCCAAGAAGGCUCAUUCAUAGUGGACUUCUUGAAAAAACAAGGAUUUGAGGGGUCCAGGAUUAGGACAUUCACUUCCCCAUAUGACUGUGAUGAAGCCUUGUCUAGAGGAAGUAAAAAUGGUGGCAUAUCAGCAUUCUAUGACGUCAUUCCCUACUCCAAGCUCUUCCUAUCCAAUCAUUGUGACAAAUACAUGACAGUUGGGCCUACCCAUCGCACUGAUGGCUUUGCCUUUGCUUUCCCUAAAGGAUCUCCUUUAGUUGCUGAUGUGUCUCGUGCGGUCAUCGAACUAACAGAGAAUGGGAAGAUACUGGAAAUGGAGCAAAAUUGGUUGAGGAAUGAACCAACCUGUGCAGGACAAGAAGAGAGUAUGAACUCAAUCACGAUCUCGUUGCAGAGUUUCAAAGGCCUUUUUGCCAUCACUGGAGGAGUUACAGCAAUAUGCCUCCUCGUUUUCAUAGCCAGUUACCUCUACAGGUAUAGAGAUUUCCAUGGGAGAAUCUCGAAUUCACCAAUCACAAUUUGGUCAAAAGUUGUAGCUAUUUGCAGACAUUUUGAUCAGAGAUCUCUAUCAUCUGGACUGUCACCACAAGAUAAACUUCCAGAAGCUACAAUUAUUUGUUCAGAAAAUUCUAUCCAACCAACAGAUUUGCCAAGAAGUCAUGAAAUAGUGUCGUUUGCACCAGAAGAUGCCAGUGGAGCGAUUCAUUUGGAAGACAUGUCUUCUGCACAACACUCAGGAGUAGUCCAUCCAUCUGCAUAA
This is a messenger RNA of Solanum verrucosum, 2754 nucleotides long. RefSeq names its product glutamate receptor 2.8-like. The record is from RefSeq and is a predicted model, not a curated record. Gene Ontology annotation, cellular component: plasma membrane. Gene Ontology annotation, molecular function: glutamate-gated receptor activity. The transcript is spliced from 6 exons. Bases 1 to 2754 code for a protein of 917 amino acids. NCBI's taxonomy places the organism in Eukaryota, Viridiplantae, Streptophyta, Magnoliopsida, Solanales, Solanaceae.